Molecule: messenger RNA, 17331 nt
Organism: Symbiodinium sp. CCMP2592
Lineage: Eukaryota; Dinophyceae; Suessiales; Symbiodiniaceae
Source: the annotation of a GenBank genome assembly
AUGUCGACAAUCAUCGAGAGUGAGGCGGCCUUUGAAAAGAGGUGCCUAGAGGUUCGUGGUGACGGCUCCCUUACGGCGGGACUGUCGACUCAAGGCGUCAAAUCUUUUCGCUCACUUGCAUUCGCUCUGGGGACCCCUCAAAGUCCACCGACCGAGGAUGCCUUUAGGGAGCUUGCGAAACUUGUUUAUGCAACAGGUGAGCCGACUGUAGGUGAGUUGUCCAGUAUCAGACAGUUGCACUUUGAGGCAUCCACCUUGGUGAUUCAGACUUACAGGGACAUGGUGUCACAUGAUUCGUCAGACGGUGCACCCAUGAGGAAGCUUCCGCUGCCAGAGAAGCGAGCGCGCAAGGAAUCCCAGCAGUCUAGGUUGGGAGGCAUAGACAUGGAUGGGGAGCUUGACCCGUCAUAUCAGUUGAUCGAUGCUUGCAACCAUCAAAUGGAGAAUGCCGUGAUUUAUUGGCUUGCCCCUUCUAAAUGCCCUAAACGUGAGCAAGAGGUGAUAGCAGGUUUCAAGGAGAAGCCAAGCACACUCCAAGUUGAGAACAACACUGUCAAGGUCGGUGGACCGAGUGUUACUGUAGAGUGUGAUACUUCGGAUUCGUUGCGCUGUCAGUGGGCUUGGAUGCGAAGGGGCCUUGCUUAUGAUCAGUGCAAGAUGCUUUCGUACAACGUUCAUCAGAAAUGGAUUCAGAAGCUCUUGGACUGCCUGUCACAGGUCCCUCCGCCGAAUUUCGCUUCCGUUACAUUGACUCAGUGCGUCAGGGCAGACAAGGAGAUGUUCUUGCUCAUGUCACAGGAGGGCCUCCAGUCCUUCAAGCCAGGGCCCUCAGGUGUCCCUCCCCUUGAUGCAGUGAUGACUCGCUUGGCCUUCGAUCAGCGCAUUACACAGUUCUUGCUUCCUAUGCAGAAGUCGCAGGUUGUGAAAGUUGCACCGACAAAGGUGACAGAGGACGACAAGCCACCGGCACCUCAUAAGGUGCCACGUGUUGCGACUGAGAAGGCUAAGGCUAAGGCGAAAGCACGAGGAGGCCCGAAGAACAAGCCGGCGGCCUUGGCAGCAUAUGAUACCAGGACAAAGUUUGGCAACGCGUGCUGGGGUUUCAAUCUUCCCGAUGGCUGCUCAAACAAGACUGAGAAGGAUCCGAAGUCAGGCUUCCAGAAGUGUGAUAAGGGCCUCCACGGAAAUGCAGCUAGUUUUCACUUUGUGCAAGCCUCCGCCCCUUCUGAUGGAACACCCGUUGAUGGGGUUUGCGAGGAUGCUGAUGCACUGUCCGGGUCCGUUGAGCGGACUUUAGGUUCGGGGGCGGCUGGCCCUUCGAGCAUGCAUGCACAGGUCGGGAAAUGCGCCGACGUUGAAUUCCUUCGUUCGAGGCUGGCUAUGAAGCGUACCUUCAGCCAGUGCUCGAAAACCAAUAUCGAAACUGAGAGCCCGGAUGCUUGCAUGGCAUCUCGAGCUGACGAUCAGGUAGGCCGUGGCACUGGAGUCGCGGACCCCGGUCCCGCGGAUACCCACGAACAGAUGGCUCGCAUCAUGCUGCAUGCGAAUGCUUUUACGGCAAGCAACUGCAUUCGCUUGUUCGAUGCUUGCCCCAAGGACCGUGCGCUUCGAAAUGUGCAGGACGGCUCAGUUGCAGGAACUCGCAUCAGCUUCGGGUUCUAUGUCCGAGGUGGUAAAGCCAGCAUCUUCAAUGCUUGUGCAUCGGCACCUGCCACCUGCAGAUUCUUCACUUCGGUGGUUCGAUUUGUUGAUCCCUCACAUGUUUUCGGGGCUAUUCAGAUCCUUUCUGAUGUCCGCUCGGAGAUUCAUCUUGACAAGGCCAAUGAGAAAGGAUCGAAGAACCUUAUCAUUCCCCUCACUUUCUUCGAGCAAGGUCAGCUCUGGAUCCGGGAUGAAGCAGGACAGCAUGUGUGUCAGCAUGGGGAUAAGUCUUUGUUUGGAAAGUUGCUCGACGUUAAUGCCGGGCCCCUCCACAUCGAUCCUUCAGUGCAUCAUGCUGUUCAGCCCUGGCAAGGUCGAAGAGUGGUGUUGAUUGCAUACAUGCCGUCUUUCGCUGAUAGGCUCAGUCGUCAUGACAAGUCUGCGCUGUCUGAACUUGGCUUCGUGUUCCGUCAUUUUGCAGGUUCUUGCCCAGCCCCUUUACGGGACAUCCGUGAGCAACCUUCUUCUGUAGUUGACAAUCGCACUGCUGAGGAAUUCUUGAUCUUGGAGCUUUGUGCAGGUCAAGCAGUGCUUUCACGAACAGCUGAUUCGCUUGGUUUCAGAACUCUUGCAGUUGACAACAACCAGUUUCGGUCACCUGGUAAACAGGUUUUGCGCCUGGAUCUUUGUGAUCCCGAUAACAUCGAUUAUCUUCUUGAGAUCAUCUCUGCUGAGAAAGGUAAGCUUGCUAUGGUCUUUUUGUCGCUGCCCUCAGGCACGGCUAGUGUUGCUCGAGGCAAACACAUCAGAAAGUGGGAAGAUCAGGGUUACCAGCUCCCUGUGGAGUUGAGAAGUGCUUCGCAUCCGGAUAUGAUUCCCGGGCUUUCUUCGCAGGAUCGCAAGAGGGUCGAGGUUGCCAAUCAGCUCUAUUUUGAGACUGCUAGGUUGAUCUUGGCCUGCGUGGAGCAGGGCGUUUUGACUGUAGUCGAGAAUCCUGAUUCGUCGCUGUAUUGGUCAACUUCAUUCUUUCAGUCAAUCACUGCCGUAUGUCCGGGGUUCUUUACCCGUUUUCACUUGUGCUGCCACGGAGGUGUCCGCCCUCGCUUGCUCCGCUUGUGGUCUUCCAAGGACGUAUUCAGUUCGCUUGAGGCUCGCUGCGACAACUCGCACACCCAUCAGCCGUGGCAGCCGCGCCUGCUUGGGCGCAAGGUCAAAUUCAAGACUGCUGACGAAUCCGAGUAUCCGUCUGUCUUUUGUCUUCGGCUGCUUUCUGCUUUGGCUCAUUCCGUCCACGUGAAGUUGGAAGCGUCGUCGGCGCAGCAGUCUGUCCCAUUUCACAGCAAAAGCACUCGUGUUGCCUUGGGUCUUCAGCCGCGUGGGGCUUCCUUCGGGCCGUUGGUUGCCGAAUUCUCGCAUUUUCUCUCAUGCUUUUGUCCUCCGACUCGGCCACAAGUCUUGCUCGACUUUCUUGCAGCGCAGCCUAAGGGUUCUCGCGUGGUUCGUCGGACGGAUCAGGUCGCAGCAAACGGCACUCAGGUUGAGCUUGUGACGAUUGGCAUUCCUUGUGAUCCUUCCGAGUUCAUUCGAAGGGCUUUGAUCACGGGACAUCCCAGGAGUUUCGAACUCCAUCUUGAACCCGAAAUCGAUGAUGCGAUUCACGCAAACUUCGUAGGUGACCCUAGUGACUUAGCUCGAGCCCGAAUCGACUUUGUCAAGAAGUGGAGUGCGAGGGCCAAGGAGCUUCAACCCGAUGAGGACAAGCUUCACUCUGAGAUGCCUAGCUACCUAUCUCAGGUAUUGCAAGGCAAACGUCUUCUUCUGUUCAAAGAAAUGAUGCAGGCAGCCGGAUGCAGCGAUGAACACCUUUUCAGGGAUGUUGUGUCAGGCUUUCGCAUUUCAGGCUGGAUGCCGGCCACCGGCAACUCAGGACCUAAGGUCAGAGCUCCUAGGAUGUCGGUGGACACCCUCAAACUGAUUGCCCCUGGAUUGAACAAGACCGUGGUGUCUAAGCUUGCUCGCCGUCAGGACCCUGAGCUUGAGGCAUCCGUGUGGCAAGAGACACAGAAAGAGAUCGAUCUUGGUUGGGUGUGGGUUUCGACGGAGAUCUCUCUUAGCAGCAUUGUCAUGCGAUUUGGUAUUGUUCAAAACGGGAAAGUCCGCUUGAUCGAUGACUGCACCAUCUCAUGCCUCAACUUGACGGUUGGACUUUGCGAGAGAUUCGAGCUACACACGAUUGAUAAAUUGGCUGCGAUUUUGUCGUGUGCACUUGAAAGGUCUCCUGCCGCAAGCUUGAAAGGCUGGGUUGGGCGAAACUAUGACCUCAAAUCUGCAUACAAACAAUACGGCGUGCACCCGGUAGACCGCUCCUUUGUGAGACUGGCAGUCAAUAAACCAUGGGAGGACGGCCCACUUCUCCUUGGUCUGAACGCAUUACCAUUCGGAUCUGUUGCCUCAGUGAGUGCAUUCUUGCGUGUAUCAUUCGCCAUCUGGAAGAUAGGUGUUGUGCUGGCAAGAAUAGUUUGGAUUGCAUAUUUUGACGACUUUUCGAAUGUUUGCCGGAACAUCUUGAAGGACAACACGGCCUGGGUUAUCGAGUGCUUGUUUGACCUGCUAGGGGUUCGCUUCGACAGGUCGGGUAAGAAAGCGAUUGAUCAUGCAACUUCUUUUGCAACUCUGGGUUUGCAGGUUGAUCUUGCAAAUACGGAGGACCGUGUGAUUCUUAUCGGCCACACCGAUAAGAGGCGUGAUGAACUGUGCGCUUCGCUCAGCGAAGUUCUUGAGCAGGGUAAGAUGGAGCCUAGGCCUUUUGAGAGGCUGAAAGGGCGCAUGGUUUUCUUCGAAGGUUACAGCUUCGGGAGAGUGAGCAACCAAGCCGUCCGGACUUUGUCGAGGGCUUGCAAACACGCUAACUCGGCCGUUCACUUGAAUGCUCUACACAGGUCUGCAUUGCAUUUCUUGAUCGAGCGAACCAAGUCAGCUGAGCCUUUGAGGGUUCAGCCUUGCCUCCGAGCGACUUGGAUUCUUUUCACGGACGGAGCUUGUGAGGCUGAGAGAUCUUGGGGUGGCGUCGGAGGCGUCCUUUUCGCCCCGAAUGGCAGCUGUGCUGGCUACUUCGGUGAGUCGGUCCCAGAUGAGCUCAUGAAUCAACUCUUGUCGUUUUCGAAGAAUCCAAUCUUCGAGCUUGAGAUUGCUCCAAUCUUGAUUGCAUACGAACUGUGGAAGGGUCUUAUCCAGGGAGCACAACUCGUGUGCUAUCUUGAUAAUGAGGGAGCGCGGUACUCUUGCAUCCGUUGCUUCGCAGAUACUUCGAGUGUUGCCGAUGAUUGGGUGCGUGGCAUCCUUCACCUUGAAUCUCAAGCACAAAUGAAUGUGUGGUACGGUGCAGAGGCUUUGCAGGUACAGGUCGCGUCCGACCUGGGUGAAACUUUGCAGAUUGCAGCUUGCGUCUUGUUCAAAGGACUCUUCAGCCAUUCGCUGACUGUUGGCUUCAAGCUUGAGACAGGCAUUGCAUGUCAGUGCAUGAAACAGCAAUGCUCUCAUGACAUGGAUGUUGCACUUGAAAUUUUUAGUUCAGUUCUCUGCCGGCUGGGCCGGCCCAUGGAAGCAGCUCUUGCGGAGUUGCGAGCCGAGGUUCUUGAGUUUCAGGACCAAGUGGCUGUGCGCUUGGCCAGACUGGAAGCUCGAGUGUUGCUGCAAGCCCAGUCACCUCAUACUAGCACGACAUCCAGUACUGCCGCUUCUUCCGCCCUGGGUGCUGUUGACCUAGGGGACUUAGUCUAUCAGCCUCACGUCUGUGCAGUCUUGUGCGAGUUCUUGUCUUGCUCAGACCGCGUGCGGCUCCUGCAGAGCUCGCCUGACAUUCUCGACCCUGCGCGGCACUCAUUGUAUCGCCUGGCCUUGACGAUACGCCUUCAGGUGCUGCGGCUGCCUUAUCUCAUGAGGCCGCGGGCCUUGCAGAAGGGAGUGACAUUAGUAUCCGUUGAUCGAGCUGUGCAGCAGGCUGUGGCCCGCUUUGCUGAGGAUCCGGUUGCAGCCUUGCCAUUGCCUUGGGAAACCCCUCUCAUGAAAGCGAUAUUUUCAGAAGAUGAUGCAGCAGCACUUACAAAUCUUGUUCCGGCAUCGUUUGCUUUAAAGGGGACGCCUCCGCCGUUGCCAGGGGCUUCGCGUACGAACCUUGGCUCGGCUAAGCAGCCAUCAGCUUUGAAGCUUGAAGGAAACAUUUGCGAGCAUGCCAUUCGGAAAUUCCGUGACGAUGACGAUCUCUUGAAAGAGGAAAGGUUGCUGCACCGUGCAACCGCCAAAUGGGCUUUAGUGGUUUUUCGGUACGCCAGGGAGCUUAGCCUUGCUCCUGAGACUGAGGAGGAGAUCAUUGCUUGCUUUGGUACCAGGUCGGUGCACACUAUCACCAAGCGUGCCAACACGUUUGCCGCUUACUUGAGGUGGUUGGAUGUUGUGUCUAACUCCAAUGUGUCUGCUUUUUGUGAUGCAGCUUACUGGAAGUACUUGAAGUUCUUGGAAUCGUCUGGCGCGGCUGCCUCGAGUGCCACAUCCUUUUUGGCCUCCGUGAGGUUUUGCAAGUUCGUGCUGGGGUUGUCCCGCGUGGAGGAGCCCAGCCGCAAGUGUGUCGGCCUCGCAGAGAAAUUAGCUGGUCAGGCUGGGGUUGUUAGGCAGGCAGCGCCUCUGACGGUGGACCAAAUCCUCGUGAUUCACGAAGCCUUACACAGUGAACAUACGAGCAGGUGGGACCGUGCUUUCUGUGCUUACUGCUUGGUUGCCUUGUACGGCCGUGCCCGCCAUAGUGACUUGAAGAGGGUCUCCCAUAUUGAGUGGGAUGUGCCGCAGGACACCGAUCGGUCGCGGCAAGGCUCCCAAGGUUACCUUAUCAUCUACACCAAGCACCAUAAAACAUCCAGGGCCACGGCGAAGAAACUUCGGCUGCUCCCCAUUGUUAUUCCAGUUGCAGGAAUCCACAGCAGGCCUUGGAUACACGCGGCCCAGGAUGCCUUUGUGGCUGUGCACUUAACCUUGAGGGGCGAGGUUGGCGGUCCGUUAUUUCGGCCGCCUCGGAGUUUCGACUCCCUUAGCUUAUGCAGACGUAGCAUCACAUCCGACGAAGUGUCAGUUUUCGUUCGGCUCUUGCUCGGCCUCAGCCGCGAUGCCCCUAGUGAAGGGGAUCGAGUUACGAGCCACAGCAUGAAAAGGACCUGCCUUUCCUGGGCCAGUAAGGCGGGUUUUGACCGCCUGACUCGGAGUUGCCUAGGAAGGCACGCCUACGCGACUGAAGGGACUGAGGCUAUUUAUUCGGUGGAACUUAGUUUGCCGCAUGUGCAAAAGCUUGAGGCCCUCAUCAAGUUCAUCGUGAACGGAUCCUUUGCCCCAGACGCAUCAAGGGCAUUGAUGUGGGCGUUCCCGCCGCCAGCUGCUGAGAUUGCUUCGCCAGGACAUUUCCCGGUGCCUGUGGAGACUUCCAGCGUACCGCUGGCAGAUGAACGGCCCAGAACCCAAGCUUAUGACUUGGUAGAGGACAUCACGCGCAUGGGAAACCUCGUGUGCAAGACCUGUGAGCGAAACUCGUUGGCAUGCGCCGCUGGUGCUAUUGUGGGCUACGAGCCUCUUGAGCGAACAUGCGAUCGGGAGGAAGUGGAGGGCACGUCCUGCGGCGCCGCUAUGACAUCGUUGGUGGAAUCAGAAGCCCAUUUCGUGCAGCGUGCAGCUGAGGUGCGGCUGUCAGACGCUUCAGUGCAGGCGUUGCGGCGCCAUGGGUUCAGGACCUUGGGGCAGCUCGCUUACACAGUGGGCCAACCAGGCCAGUUGAUACCGGAGGCUGAGUUCACCGAUUGGUGCCGCAAUCAUGUGCCAGCAGCAUCAGCAGCUGAUCUUGCAUCGUUGAAGCGGUUAUUGUUUGAGGCACAAACAUUAGCACUCACGCAGCUCCGAGCUCAGGUGACCGAACCCGAUUCAGCUAGUAAGCGGGUUCCAGAGGCUGAGCGUGAGCGCCGGCUUCAGCAGUUGCGGGAUGAGCUGAGUGGCCUCAACAUCGAAGGGCCCCUGGAGCCGGGGCGGAAGCUUUUGGAUGAAUGCUCUCAUCAGGCUUGUAAAACAUUGUACCAGGCCUCGGGUGCUAAUCACGGCGUUGUAGCUUCUUCGAGGUCUUCUGACCUCGCAUGGUCCGCGGCUGGCAGUCUGAAAUUUUGCGGCCUGAAAGGCCGCGACAGUCUGUGCGGCGCCAACGCCGCCGCCUCUCCGGGUUACACCUGCCCUUGUGACUUCUGGGCCUUUCUGCUGUCAGAAGCUCCUGGGAUGGAAGGGGGUGAAUCGGCAGAAGCUUCUUAUGAUGUUUGGGGGCUGAUACAGGAUGGCCCUCCCGCAGCCGGGGCCCCCUUUGACGAACACCUGGAUGGUCUACUUCGAGAUGACCAAGAGGAUGUUCAGCAGUUGGACAUCGUGAGUAUUGAAGGAUUAGCAAGUCACGCUGAGAGCGAGAUUUUGGAUUUUUCUGCGGAUGAGAGAGAGUGGUAUUCUCAAGUUCAGGACAAUGACUUGGGAAGCUUUGAGUGCGUGGAAGAAGAGAUACCUGCCUCCUCUCCUGCUGCUCCGCUACUUUUGCCAGUAUCACAGUCCAAUAAGCUGUCUUGGCUUGAGGGACCGAUGGCUGAGCUUGAUGCUUCUCAGAUGGUUGGCCAGAGCGAGGCUGCCGAAAUCGGUGACGCGACGGCUUCACAGGCUCCCGCUCCCCCUGAGGAUCAGCACGUGGGUGCCGCCGAUGUGGAGUCUUCUGAGUCUGCCGAGUCAAUUGUGGGGUAUGAGCCAAUGCCGCGCUCCGGCCAGGAGCUUAGACCGCCUUUCGAAUGCACCGUGGCCGAGCUUCGUGUGCAUAGCCUGUCUGGCAUCGUUCAUCGACUCAGGGACGAGGGCACUUUGUUUUGUGGGCGUCCCCUGACAGACAGAUACAGGGACUUCGAGGAAGACGAUGCCGAUGACCCGGACACCUGCCAUCAGUGCAGCGUGGAUCCCGCGCCCGUUGGCUCAGACAGUGACCGAAGCAUUCUGCUUCGAUACUGUGACAACGGCCUCAGCAACGAUCUUCUCGGUAAGUUGAUUGAAGCCGGCUACAACACAUUUGGAAAGCUCGCUUUCGCCGCUUCUUCCACACCGCAGGGUUUGACAGACGAAGCUGUCGAUUCAUGGCUAGCCACUGUGGUCACCCCGUCUCCUGGUUCUUUUCAGGUUUCGGUGAUCCGUAGGUUGCUUUUUGAAUCGCAAUCACUCAAUGUGGCGGAUCUCAAAUCUAGGGUCGAAGGCACGCCGGAAGGUUCCGUGCGUCGCCUGCCCCAGGCCGAGAGAAAGGAGCGCAUCGAGGCGCAGCAUCGUAGGCUGUCGGGUCUCAUUCUGACUUCGCAUACCACUCCUGCGCACAGCUGUAUCGACCUUGUGACUGACAUGUACGAGAAUAACACACUCAAGUACAUUCCGAUUAACAGAUGGAUAUCCCGCUUCCAAGAAAUGUCUCUUCAGAAGAAGGAUUCUGCCGUUCAGAUGGACAACGAGGGCAACUUGAAGGUCGUCCAGAAAAAGCCGGAGCCUACGUGCGACACCACUGGCAUGUACCCUCUCCGGCAGGCCUUCCAGAGACGGUCGUUAGCAUUUGAUCUAGGUCACUUGUGCAGUUUUGAAGCAAUGGAAACAUGGAUCAACCAACUCUUCGAGGCAGUUCAGCGUACCGUGCCAAAGGGAUAUGUAGCAGUCAGCUUGGGACAAGUCGUUACGGCAGAUCGUGAGCUUUUUGUCCGGUUGGCCGACAAGCUUGAAGGACAAUUGCAGAAACCCAUAGGUGUGGAGAAACCCAUGGAUGCAGCUUUGCGUGACCUCUCGGGUAGCCAGGAGAUAAAUCAAUUUCUCCAGCCGAUGGUAGCUCCUCCUCCUGCACCACAUCCCACGAAGCGCCCUUUCAAGGAGCUUGCCACGCCUAACAAAGGCGACGGAAAGGGCAAGACAUCCACCAAGGGCGGCGAGAAAGACGGUGGCAAGGCACCUCGUGUAACCAUUCCGGAUGGCUGUGCGGCCAAAGUCCUCGCGCAGGCCAUUUUGGCCAGAGGGAACCUCCUCGCAGCCUCCGAGCAGUUUCAGUUGUGGGGCCUACGCAAAGGGAACCAUCGUACCCCCAACGGGGUCAUUGCCGUGACUUCUUUUCAAGGAGGUGGCAUCUGGAUUGCCGAUGGAUGCGGGCCUCACAAACGGACAAUCAAGGGUGACAUCGUGAAAGGCUCAAUCCUUAGCCUCGAGACCCCGAUCACUUUUGAUGCCUUCAAAUACCCUCACGAGACGGAAAGCUGGGUUGGCGAUAGAUUGGUUUGCGUGGCCUUCACUGAGCAGCCACCUGUGAAAUCAGACUCCUGGGUUUACGAGCUCUUCGCUGGCACUGCCCGCUUCAGCAAGGCUUGCAAGGAUUUGGGCCUACCGUCACUGAAUGCAGCGUCUCAGCAGAGCCUUGCCGUGCGCAAGGACAAUGUACUGUAUCGCUUCGUUUACAAGCUUUUGCUACAUUGUUCUGCUUCAGGCAUCAAUGUCAGUGUCGAGAAUCCCCGGACUUCGCUUUUCUGGAAGGUUCUUCAGUGCUUUGCCGAGGCCGAGGGCUUGCUCUGGCCUCCGGCCGCCUUGGAGUACGUUGAUUUCGACCAGUGUUGUCAUGGUUCCGAUCGCCCGAAGUCCACUCGUUUCUUGUGCACUCGAGGCUUGUUCCACUCGCUUCGAGCUACUUGUCCAGGCAAUCACGAGCAUCGCCCGUGGGGCCUUGUGUUCCAUGAGCGUUCUAUGCAGUUGUCGUCUUCUUCCGUGUCGGCAUACCCCGUUCUGCUUUGCAAACGCAUGGCCUCCUGUCUGGAGAGCGCGGCUUUGUUCCUGGGUCUGUCUUUGCAGGCCUCUCCUGACCUGGCAGCCAACUCUGUUGCUGUUCUUGGUCGGCAGCACCGCCGAUUUCCCCCCUUGAUUCCUGAGUUUCGCAAGGUCACUUGGGAGCCGCCCUCUUUCCAGCCUGACGACUCUUGUCGCAUCCUUCUCUCUCAGAUUGCUGGGGAGGAUAGCGGGAGAGAGAAUGCAGCCGAGGACGCCGACAAGGAGGUGAACCCUCCUACAAAGCUCCCCAGAGUCGCAGAUAAGGUGUCCAGCAAGGAUCACGUGGCAAAGGCCUUGACCUUAAAGCAUCCCGUCGACACUGCCGUAGCCCUUGAUCAGGAUCAGCUUGAUGCCAUCAGCUUCUGCAUGAAAAACACAGAGAAGGAGGUGGUAGAUCAUCGUAAGCUUCAACUCUUGAAGAUAAAGAUCCUCGCCAAAAAGUUUGAGGCCGACGAGGCUCGAUUGCAUUCUUCUUUCGACCCUUGGUUCGAGAAAGUUGUGGCGGGAAAGCGUCUUCUUCUGUGGAAACACCUUCUUGAGCAGAACAAUUUCGAUGACAUGCAAGUUUGCGAUUUCAUGAUGUCGGGCGUCCCGAUUGUCGGGCAGUCAGCCUGCCCUCAGCCUUUCAGCCGAAAGAUUGUGCCGGCUACCAUGACGGAGCAGGAUCUCAAGGGUACCGCUUCGUUUCGCCGGAAGGUCAUGACUGGAUCCAGUGGCAUGCAAGCAGCCGAUCUACAAGACUUGCUGUCGAAGGCUACGUUGGACGAAGUCGAUCUGGGCUUCCUGGAAGGCCCAUACACCGAGAGCCAAGUGUCUGCUUUCUUCCACUCUGACGAUUGGAACUGCAUACGAAGAUUCCUGAUCCUUCAAGGAGCCGAGAACAAACCUAGACCCAUAGAUGACGGGCAUGAGGCUUUGAUCAACAAUUGCUUCACGGCCACCAUAAAAUUGGAGCUCCAGAACUCUGACUUUGUGGCGGCUCUAGCGGCAAGGAUUGCCAUCGAAGAGGCUGAGAGAUCUCGCGCUACAGGCGAGCCCCCAAGGUCGUGGCUGGGCAAGUGCCUCGAUUUAUCGAAGGCGUACAAGCAGAUGCCAAUGAAGAAGGAGCACCGCUCUCUCGCUGUGAUCUACCACAAGGGCCCUGCAGGCGAGGAUCAAUUCUUCAUUGCAAAUUCGCUGCUCUUCGGACUCACUGCUUCGGUUUACGGGUUCGUGCGCACGAGCAGAAGCCUUCACAAACUGCUGCUUAAGAUUUUCAAGUUGCCCAGCUCAGUGUACUUUGAUGACUUUCCGAUGUUUUCGACAUCGCUUUCUUCCAGUGACACUGACGGCAUCAUCAGCGAAUUCUUGGACAUUCUGGGCUGGGGCCAUGCCAAGACAGGCAGCAAAUCACACCCCUUUGCGGAAGUUUUCUCCGUUUUGGGAAUGCAGGUCGACUUGAGCAACUUGUCGAAGAGAAGCAUCGUCCUAUCGAACAAACCUGGCAGGAUCGAUAGGAUCGUGGAGAAGCUUGAAUCCGUGGCUGCUUCGGGUUUCCUUACGAUUCAUCAGGCUCAGAUUCUGCUGGGCUUGCUCAACUUCUCAUCGGGUUUCUUUGCCGGUCGUGCCCUCAAGCAAUCUUGCAAAUGGCUAUCUGGUUUUCUGGCUGGAGACAGGCCUUCGCCAAAGACCGUCAGCGAGAUGUGCAGGCACACGGUCAAGAUUCUUUUGAGCACGCCGCCCCGCUUCAUAAGCUGCGAUUCGACUGGAGAGCCUCCUAUCCUGAUAUGGACUGAUGGAGCUUGGGAGCCUGCCAAGGCCUUCGCCGGGAUCGGUGCAGUAAUUCUUGAUGCGAGCAGCGGCGUAUCUAGAGUUUUCCAAGGUCAGGUUCCAGAGCGUCUCGUGGUUCGCUGGCGUGAGGAGGUCGGGGAGCAAAUCAUCUGCGAGGUAGAGCUUUAUGCUCUCCUGAUGAUCAGGGCCGGCCUUCAGAAUUUUCUUUCAGGAAGACGAAUCAUUUUCUUCAUUGACAACGAUGCCGCCAGAUCUGUGGUGCUGCGCGGUCAAAGCAGAAGCGAAGCGAUGCAUCGCUUGGCCAUGGCUUUGUCCAUGGUCGAUGCCGUCGCCCCUUGCAUAUCGUGGAUAGAGAGAGUGCCAUCAUCUUCGAACAUAGCGGAUUGGCCCUCCAGGGGCGAAGGUUGGAAAGCUCAGAAGGUCGUUCGUGCAGUGAAGGUGGAGCCUUACUUCUUCGAUCAAUCUUUGAUUGCCCGUGCUCUUCGCAUCGGCUGCGGCCCGGAUGCCAUGGUUCCGAAACUGAAUUCGUUCGAACCCCUGAUCGCUGAAGAGAAAAAGAAGAAUGCGCGACUUUCUCUGCUGCCAACUUUUUAUUUGGAACGGGAGAUACCUUUGAGCCUCGAGCUCGCCCGUGCUCUUCGCAUCGGCUGCGGCCCGGAUGCCAUGGUUCCGAAACUGAAUUCGUUCGAACCCCUGAUCGCUGAAGAGAAAAAGAAGAAUGCGCGACUUUCUCUGCUGCCAACUUUUUAUUUGGAACGGGAGAUACCUUUGAGCCUCGAGCUCGUCACGCAUGCCAAGGAUUCAUCUCGACAGGUGGAAAUCGACCAGAGCCGGCUCAUCAUCAACGAAACACAGGAAGAAUUCUCCAUGCCUGCAUCCUCGGCCCUUCAGGUCCAGGAGGCGUUGCGGCGUCGGGGCCUAGCUUACACAUUUGCCCAAGCUGUCAGCUGGAAUGCAUAUGAUAAGUAUGUGACCAAGCUGUUUGGUCAUAUGCAUCGUGACCCGCCGCCAAACCAUAAUCGCAUUUCGGUGAGCCAGAUCGUCGAAGCCGAUAGAUUGGUCUUUACCCGUCUCAUUGAGCUUAACAUCAAACCCAAACAGGAGCCCAGUGGCGCACGGCCUAUGGACGAAGCCUUGCGUGCAGCACUUGAGUCCUACCAGGUCAGUUUUGCUUUGAUGCACUUGGCUAGCAAGGGGGGCAACACUCCUCGCCGGCCUUGGAAGCGGCCGCGUGUGCAACCGGAUGCCGCUUCUGCCUCAGCGAACUCGGAGGCAAAGAAGGGCAAAGGAAAGGGUAAGAAAGGCAAAGCCGCACCGUGGAUCAGCAUCCCUAAAUUCAUUCGGGACCGGGGCGGUGUGGCCGUCACGCCGGCGGGUGAGGCCAUAUGCUUCACUUACAGCAUCCAUGGGAAGUGCAAUACGCCUGGUUGCACCAGGAAGCAUGCUGCUGCCUCUGGUUGUGCCACGGGUGAUGCUCACGUCUUCCAAGGGCACGGCCCGGUCAAGCUUGAUCCCGCCCUCUUCUCAGGUUUGUGUGAAGAGUUUGGCCGGCAGGUUCCUUUUGUUGAUCAUCCUGCGGAAGCUCUCGCCAGGACGAUUCUUGAAUCCAAGUCCUUUGAAUUCACUUGCAUAGAUGAACUUGUCAGUUUGCUUCCAUCUGAAGCUCCCGCGCGCUCCGAUGGCGUAAAUCCUGGAGGCCAUUCCUGGACCACUGGUGCAUACGUCCUCGGUGGCAACCUGGGAGCCAGGUUGAACAUGAAACUUUUUCCUGCGGUAUCGGCCCUACUGGCCGUUGUGCUGCGCGCCGCUUGCGACGAUGCGGUUUUCACCAGUCUUGCACUGCUUACUAAUCAGUCUGCGUGGUUGCACAGAGACCUCAAUAAUGCCUGUGAAUCGCUCAACACAGCGGUUGCCUUAUCGAGUUUCAGUGGUGGCGGCAUCUGGGUUCAAGGCGGCGGCACCGUGCAGUGCCCACUUGAUCCGAGCUUGGAACCAGGAUGCAUUCACUCUUUUGCUGAUGGAGUUGUGCAAUUUGACUCACACAGCCUGCAUUGCACUCAGCCGUGGGCAGGUAAUAGGUGCAUUCUUGUGGGUUUCGUUGUUAAGGGAUACCAGGCUUUCUCGCCCGACCUGAUAGGCGACCUUUUGAAACUAGGGUUCAACCUUCCCGACUUAGGCACUGGCGAUGUCUUUGCAGCCCCAUCAGGGGUGUCCAGCUUCCCGGUUGUGCUUGAAAUUUUCUCCGGCAUGGGUCGUAUGACGGCCCAGCUCAGGGCUCGUGGGGCCUCUGGAUCUUUAGCAGUCGACUCCAAUCAAGUGUCUGCACCUGCAGCCCCGCCUAAGGUUCUUGACGUUGCUACAAAUCAGCAACUUCUGUCAUCCUGGCUGGAAGCCGAUCAUGUUGUCGGUGUGCAUUUUGCCCCGCCGGUUGUGAUGACCGCACCCUUAGAACGAGCUGUUCAAUACCUCGUCUCUCGAGCUGUGGAACUUGCCCUUCUUGUGUCCAUUGAGCUGCCGGCGGCUUCAACCUUCUGGAGCUCUGCAGCUGGCCGCAAGGUGCGAGACCUCUGCCCUUACGUGAGAGCUUUCCCUCUUGAUGAUUGUGCCGAUGCAAAUGCAAGUUCCUUGCUGGUUAGCAAUCGUGAUGUCUUCGAUGGCUUUGCCGCCGCUGCACAUGGCGCGCCUGCUGUCUCCUCUGAGGCGGCUCAGCUUUGCGAUCGAACAUACACUUGGGAGGUAGCUGCAAAGUUGGCCGAUGGCUUUGUGCCCCGGCGCUUCCUCUUCGCAGCGCCUCAGGUGGCAAGUACACGAGCUGCGACAAUGUCCCAGCCCAAGGCCUCCAAGUUCCCCGCCCUUGUUUCUGAACAUCAGCAGGUCCUGUUGGUGCGCGGUCACAUGGACUGGCCGGUUGCCCGCAUGGAGCGUUUAAAGUCUGACCUUCAAUUGCCUCCUCACCUUCAUUGCCCCUUGCGUGUCCUUCCAGCUGGCGCUCAGUUGCUUCGGGUUACUAAGACGGUUAAAAAGGGGGUUGGUUCGGGGUUUUCGGGUGAAGAGUGGGUGUCGGCUUGGGGUGUUCCGAGGGAUCCCCAGGAGUUUGUGGCUGCGGCAAUCAGGGCCGGACACCCUUGCAAGUGGGAAGCUGCUCUUCCGCAGGUACUGCAGGAUGCCAUCCACCGGAAUGCAUCUUCUUCAGCCGAGCAAUUAGCUCGAGACCGAGCGCUCUUUUUCAAGACGUGGCUGUCAAGGGCGAAGGAGUUGGAAAGUGAAGAAGCUUCCUUUAAAGCAUCUUUGGCACCCCACGUGUCCAGCAUUUUGGCACCGAAACGCUUGCUCUUGUUCAAGGAACUCCUUUCUGCUUAUGAGUAUCCGGAUCCCGAAGUUUUCGAUGAGAUCACGCGCGGCAUCCGGCUCACAGGCCAGACGCCGAACACUGGAAUAUUCCCGCCGACAUUUAAGCCAGCGGUGCGCAAAGCUGUUGAUCUUGAACAAUGGGCCCCUGGAGCUCGGUCUAGAGUUCUGGAGUGCAUCAAACCGCAAGGCGAUGUGGACGCCGUGGUCCAUGAGAAGACGGUCGAAGAGCGGGAAAAGGGAUGGGCUACGGGACCCAUUCCUUUGCAAUCACUGCCGCAGGACAGCUUGAUUAGUCGUAGAUUCGGGCUUAGGCAGGGGGAGAAGAUUAGGUUAGUGGAUGACUUGAGCUUCAGCGGGGUUAACGAAUUGGUUACGGUUCAGGAGUCUCCUAAACCCCACGGGCCAGACGUCGUGGCUGCUGCCAUGUUGACGUUCAUGCGACUCGCCCCAGGAGUGCCCCUUCAAGGCCGACCGUAUGAUUUGCGGUCUGCCUACAGACAGCUGCCGGUGCAUCCAGAAUCUUUGCGACACUCCUAUGUCGCUCAUUGGAACCCCACUGCGGGUUCCAUUGAGCUUGACCAACUGCUUGCACUUCCGUUUGGAGCUUCACGGUCAGUGUUCGGAUUCCUUCGUGUAGCCACAGCCGUGUGGUGGCUGGGAUGUGUGGCGCUAAGCCUGUGCUGGAGCGUCUUCUUUGACGAUUUUAUUACAAUCGCCAAGUCCUGUGACAUCGGACACACGGAGGCAACCGUUUGCACCUUCUUCAGACUUCUAGGUUGGCUAUUCGACGAAUGCGGCUCGAAAGCCGUCGAUUUUAGUACAUCCUUCAAAGCGUUGGGUGUCUUGUUUAAUCUUGCCCAGUCCCCUAAGGGGCUAGUCACCAUUUCCAACACCCCAACUAGGAUCACUGAGCUAACCACCGUAAUUUCUACUUUGUUAGCCUCGCGGAAACUGACAAGGGCGGAAGCACAACGCCUCCGCGGCAGGAUGCAAUUUUGCGAUAGUUUCUUGUUCGGACGGGCCUCGCGCUUGAGCUUGCAGGCAGUGUCACGACAUGUGCAUUCGACACAUGAUGAGGUGAUUGAUGGAGACUUGUGGGACUCGCUGCUUCGUUUCCACAAUUGUUUGCAGGAGAGUAGGCCACACGUGGUCACGGCAAAUCAUCAGGACUCCUUGUUUCUCUUUACGGACGCCUGCUACGAACCCGGCGCCACUUGGUGCGCGGGGCUGGGUGCAGUGGUCUUCGGACCCAAAGGUGAGUGCUUGGGAUUCUUCUCCAUGUGUGUUGGUGAGCAAGUGCGGAAGAAGCUUGGUGAGGGUAUGAAAAAGACUAUCAUCUUCGAGCUUGAAUUCUUAGCCCUACUUGUAUCGUUGAUACACUGGAAAGACCUUUUCCGAAACCGGCCGCUUGUGUGUUACCUGGACAACAACACUUCGAGAGAUGUGUGCAUCUCAGGUCGGGGCAAGAGCGCCACAGCGAAGGCCCUUGCAACGGCUUUGCUCUCGCUGGAAGAUGCAGGAGAGAUUAGGACGUGGUUCUCUAGGGUUCCAUCGCCUUCAAACAUCGCCGACAAACCGUCCCGCGAGCUUUGUGAAUUUCUCGAAAUCAAUGGAGCCACGAUCGUUGCUGACGACGCCUCUCAGGCGCUUCGUGACUGUGUUAGUUUCCUUGGCUGA